UGCUCGCUAGCCGCUCCUGGGGUGAGGCAGUACCUCCAACGCUCUUGCCUUAUUCUCCUCCUCCUCCUUCUCGUAUCAUCUUCUGCCUCCACUUCUUUGCUUGACAAGGGAAGACAAUCUCUCUUCUGGCGGAACCGAGAUUGACACCGUUCCCUUCUUCACGAGUGAUGUUGACAGUCGUUCACACUCUUCCCCUGGGCAGGACGCGUGUUGAAGGACGGCCAGCACCAUGUGGACGGAGGUGGCGGCCGCGUUGGUGCUGCUGGUGAUGGGGCUCAGGGUGUGGUACAGGUGGCAGGCCGGCGUGUGUGGCUCCAAGGCGUCCCUGGAGGGCAAGACUGUCGUCAUCACCGGGGCCUCGGCAGGCAUCGGCAAGGAGGCGGCGAAGGACCUGGUGAGCCGAGGGGCGCGUGUGAUCAUGGCCUGCAGGAAUGUGGAGAAGGCGGAGAGGGCGGCGGCCGAGGUGAGGAUACACGCGCGUGGCAAGGGGGAGGCUGUGGUGCGUCAGGUGGACACGUCUGACCUCGCCUCCGUCAGACGCUUCGCCGCUAGGAUCUUGAAGGAGGAGGAGAGGCUGCACUUGUUGAUCAACAACGCAGGUAUCGUCGGUCCCCCCACGAGAGAGGUGACGAAGGAUGGCCUUGAGCUCACCAUGGCAACCAACCACUACGGCCACUUCCUCCUCACCAACCUGCUCCUCGGCCUCAUCAAGCGCAGCGCCCCGAGUCGCAUCGUCAUCCUCACCUCGGACAGCCACGACGAGGUCACCAAACUCAACCCCGACUGCCUUAACUUCGAGCACGACCACUACUCCUCCUUCACGGCGUACGGCCAGUCCAAGCUCUGCAACAUCCUCUUCACGCUCGAGCUGACCAACAAGCUGCAGGGGACAGGCGUGACCGCUAACUGCGUCCACCCUGGAGGCGUGACCACCGAGAUCUUCUACAAGGGCGACGUGACGUGGAAGCUGUGGAUGUGGGGCAAGAUUAUCUACCUCAUGGGGAAGGACGCAACACAAGGGGCCCAGACCAUCCUGCACGCCGCUGUGUCUGAAGAGCUGGAAGGAGUCAGUGGCAAAUACCUCGUCGACUGCAAGGAGGCCCAAACAACGGAUCUGGGCCGCUCACAGAAGUUGGCCAAGCAGGUGUGGGAGGCCAGCGAGGUGGACGUGAAGCUGCAGGCGGGGGAGAAGCACUACUAGACGGAGGACACGUGACGGACAGAUGGACGGGAGGAGCCACGGACGGGAAAACUGGCAUACACGGACACGGACGGAGAUGAAAGGGACUAUACAAACGUGAUAAAAAGAGGAAGUAGAGAGGAAAGAGAAGCAUUACCAGGCGAGACGACACGGGACGGACAGAUGGACGGGAGGAGCCACGGACGGGAAAACUGGCAUACACAUUAUCAGGCGGGACGACAUAAACGGGAAAACUUGCAUACACGGACACGGACGGAGAUAAAAGGGUCUGUACGGGCGUGAGAAGAGGAGGAAGAACUGAAGGGAGACGGACGGGAAACCUUGCAUACACGGACACAGACGAAGAUGAACGGACUAUAUAGACGCGAGACGAGGAGGAAGUAUAGAAGGAAGAGAGAAGCACUACCAGACAGGAGGAAACUGGAAAAAUAAAUAAUGGAAGUAAUAAAAAAAAAAAGAUAAAGAAACUGAUGAGAAUGAAUGAAGGACUUGAGAAAGGAAAAUAAACAGUAAAUGGGAAUGAAGAUUUUUUAAGGUGAAAUGAUAAAAGAAGAUUGAAACUUUAUUUUAUCUCUCAGAGUCAUUUGAUAUUUACAGAGGGACGGAAAUAUCGCGCAAAAUCUUAAUAGUAAGUAGCAGAAGUUAUUGAUAAAAUGUUAAUUGUGUUUGUAAAUUAUUUCUUUAUGACACUUCAAAAUAACUAACUUCUCUUAUUCUUUUUUUCUUGUUUCUGUUUAUUCUGUUUCUUGUAAUAUGAGAUCGAGAGGCUUACUUUGCGUAGUUUUGAUGUGCGCUUGUAUGUAUGUUGUGGUGUGUGCAUGUUUUCGUGUUAUGGCAUAGGCAAAUAUUUUUAUAGUAGCGCCGCCUUGCUUGGCUCAUGCUUCCCCCCCCCGCCUCCCCCCCGAGCUCAUCUUUUUAGAGAGAAUCUAAAGUCCGGGUUGAUAGAUAGUCUUCAGGACAGCAUGUGGUAGUCAAAUUUUCCUACCCAUCCUUGUCCCACCCCGCCUUCUCAUGUUUAUCCGUUUUCCCUCUAUAAAAUGAUUUUUGUACUAACAUUCCUCACUGAAGAUGGUGGCAACGUCCAUCGAAACUUUUUGGUAAAUAAACAUCUUUCGUCUGCAA
Messenger RNA from Eriocheir sinensis (Chinese mitten crab), 2323 nucleotides. Its product is annotated as retinol dehydrogenase 12-like. The transcript is spliced from 9 exons. The coding region runs from base 230 to 1201 and encodes 323 amino acids. NCBI's taxonomy places the organism in Eukaryota, Metazoa, Arthropoda, Malacostraca, Decapoda, Varunidae. The record is from RefSeq and is a predicted model, not a curated record.